AUGGAUUUAGAACAAGAUAUUAAGUACUUGUUUACAAAGUGGCUUGAAGAGGAAUACAAGGCCAAAGUUCAGAGAGGACUGCGUAAUGCCACGACCUUUUAUAGGGCAUUAAAGAGCGUCAGGCAGUGCCCUUAUCCGUUGAAGCAUCCUAAGCAGCUGCAGAGCUUGAAGUUUAUAGGAGAAAAGUUAGUGAAGAUGAUGACACAGAAAUUGGAGGAGUAUUGCUCUGAAAAUGGAUACAACUUCCCGGAAGAUCCAGAUGGUCUAAAGCAACCAGAAGAACCAGAGGGGCAUACGGAGAAGGAUAAUGAUGAUGCCCACAGUUCUAAGAAACGAAAACAUGAUAAAGAAGUGGCAGUCAAGAAGAGGAAGAAGAGAAAAUAUAUCCCUGCCAAAAAUACAGGUGGUUAUGGAAUUUUACUUGUGCUUUAUAUGUGUGAUGGGGAUCGUCAAGGGCUCACCAAGAACGAGAUUAUUCGACAGGUCACUCGAUUCUGUAGUGCCAGUUUCACAUCAAAUCCUUCCACGGGACAAUUCUACUCUGCGUGGAGCAGUAUUAAUACUCUACUUAAAAAUGAGUAUGUACUAUCACAGGGAAGACCUGUAUAUUACUACUUGACAGAAGAAGGAGAAGAAGUUGCAAAAAUCUUGGAGAAAGUGGAUAACGAGACGAAGAGUCAACAGCAAGGAGUUGAAGGUGAACUGGACAGUUCUCCUAGCAUUAAUAGAACUAGAGAGACAACAACUAUACAAAGUACGGUGGUACGAAAGGAGAGUGACCAACUUCCUUCUUCACCUUUGCUUCAAGGAAGCCGAUCAAACAAUGACGUUCUUCCCAGAAUGCAGUUCGAUGAUGUGGAUUAUCGAAUUUGGAGUGCGGGAAGUUACGAAAUCACAUUUGUAUCUGAUAAUAGAGAGGUUCGAUCGCAGAGUGACCGAGAUUUCUUUUCAAACCAUAUUCGAUCUCAAGGAGUCAAGUGUGAAGUAAAGGCAUUAUCUGUUGGUGACGGAGUGUGGGUGGCCAUUAAUAAGGAAACCAAGCAAUGGGCUACGCUUGAUUUCAUCUUCGAGAGGAAAAGGUUGGACGAUUUUGUCGGAUCUAUUAAGGAUGGACGUUUUCGAGAGCAGAAAUCCCGACUAGAAAGAACAGGAUUGAAGAGAAUCAUCUAUUUAGUAGAGGAGCAGAUGGCUAGCGACAUUUCUCGAUUCAGUGAAGCACUACAGACUUCAAUGUCAAUGGCUAUUACAUACUCCAAUUUCCAUUUGAAGAGAACCAAGGAUAGCGAUGAUACAGUUCGUCUAUUACUUGCUCUGGAUAAACGGAUCCAUGCUUUUUUACGAAAAUCAAUCUUUGGUGGUACUGGAGCCACGGAACUUGAAAUCACAGAGGGAUUAUAA
This is a messenger RNA of Brettanomyces nanus, 1398 nucleotides long. RefSeq lists its product as uncharacterized. Lineage: Eukaryota; Fungi; Ascomycota; Pichiomycetes; Pichiales; Pichiaceae. Gene Ontology annotation, biological process: resolution of meiotic recombination intermediates; double-strand break repair via break-induced replication; mitotic intra-S DNA damage checkpoint signaling. The record is from RefSeq and is a predicted model, not a curated record. Gene Ontology annotation, molecular function: DNA binding; 3'-flap endonuclease activity; crossover junction DNA endonuclease activity. Gene Ontology annotation, cellular component: nucleus; Holliday junction resolvase complex. The transcript has a single exon. Bases 1 to 1398 code for a protein of 465 amino acids.